Molecule: messenger RNA, 917 nt
Organism: Emericellopsis atlantica
Lineage: Eukaryota; Fungi; Ascomycota; Sordariomycetes; Hypocreales; Bionectriaceae
Product: Prefoldin subunit-domain-containing protein
Exons: 4
Coding region: 102-518 (138 amino acids)
Biological process (GO): protein folding
Cellular component (GO): prefoldin complex; cytoplasm
Source: RefSeq, a predicted model, not a curated record
CACUGUUCCCCCACCAUGAAGCUCACUGCACUGGCAAACAUUUUGGAUGGACAUUCUAGCACAACCUGGAGUUCUACAAGACAAGCUCGCAAGAUCGCAUCAUGUCGGAAAUUCUCGGCCGCCGUAUGCUUUCGAAAGCAGAGGAGGAGGGCAGUGACGAAGUCGAGGUGCGCAGAGAGGACCAGGAUAAGAUCAACCGUUUCAGUCGUCUGCACCAGCGCGAAUUGGCGAUCAAAGAGGAGCUGGAGGCCAAAAGUAAAGAAAAGGAAGAGCUCGAAGAUCUCUCUACCGAACUUGAACUCGCAGACGAAGACGAAAAGAUCCAGUACCGAAUCGGCGACUCCUUCUUCCACCUACCCCUCGAGCAGGCUCAGGAGAUGCUGGAAGCAGCGUCGACGCGCAGCGAAGAAGAGACAGGGGAGCUCGAGGAAAAGCUCAGUUCAAUACAGGACGAGAUGAAGCAACUCAAGGUCGACCUGUACGCGAGAUUCGGCAAACAAAUCAACCUGGAGACAUAAUGCAAUAAUGUCAAACAUGAUCAUGGUCCCCCCCUGUCCCGACUGCACAAGAUUUCCACCCCGAGCAACCACCUGUGUAUCUGUGCAAAUAAGCCGGCGCACUACGACGUAAGAUCCGUUACAUCAUGCUAGAGAGCCGCCGGAUCAUUACGGUGGUACCGGCGCUGGAUCAUCUAUCGCAGCCUCAGGAUCCCGCUGAUUGCUUAGUCAUAAUAUCAAAGCUGCUCCUUGAGUCGUUCCACCCCGGAUAUACGAAUUCCCCCGACUCAGGAGAGCUCUUCUCACAGCCAAUAGGAAUUGCAGCCAUUGAAGAAAGUUGGAGGCCGGCCGGCCGUACGAUUGAUGCUUAAACCCGGCGCUGCCCUUGUUACAGUUACGUACUGUUCCAUCAAGCCGAGA